AUGACUAUUUUGUGGCUGGUGCUGCUAGGAGGGCUGCUCACAUUCUUCCUGGGAGUCUUUGUAUGGGUUUUCAUCCGGAACCUUCUCACUAUUGAAAUUCCACCUACCCUGAAGCAUCCAGUCAAGUUAAGGAUUUUGCAUUCCAUUUUUGAGUACCUGAUAACUUUGGGGACCAUAUUAGAGAAACUGAGAAUUUGUUCUAUGCCUGCAGUUAUACAGUUUGUUCAAGAUCUAAGAAUAUUAAAGAAGGAUCCUAAUGUGUUGGUGACUGACACUCAUUUUGGGACAGUCCCUGUGAGGCUGUUCAAGCCCAAAGAAGUGUCUUCCAAACUCCGGCGAGGCAUCAUCUUCUAUCACGGAGGAGGUGCGAUAUGUGGAAGUCUAAAUAUUUACCAUGGAUUGGGCAUUGUUCUUGCCCGUGAGACAGACUCAGUGGUCCUGUUGGUGGGGUACCGCAAGCUUCCUGACUAUCAUCAUCCUAUUGUUCAACUGGAUUGCCUGAAUGCUUCCAUCCACUUCCUGAAGAACCUUCAAACCUAUGGGGUAGACCCCUCCCGGGUGGUGCUCUCUGGAGAAAGUAUUGGGAGUUGGGCUGUGACCAUUGUCACCCAGGCUUUGGUCAGUCAAGCCAUGCUUCCCCGGAUCAGGGCUCAAGUUCUGAUUACUCCAGGUCUACAGUGCAUUAAUUUCCAGUUACCAUCACAACAGCAGAAUCAAAAUGUUCCAUUGCUUACCAGAGACUUACUGAUUACAUUUAUUUGUAGAUACCUAAGCAUUGACCUCUCUUGGAAAAAUGCCAUGUUAACAGGAGCUUGUGUGCCCCUGGACACCUGGAAAAAGUGCAGCAAGUGGGUCAGCUCCGAAAACAUUCCCCAAAGAUUUAAGAGCAAAAACUUCCAUCUUGAGUUUCUGGGACCUUUCAAUGAGACUGCCUAUCUGGAAACCAAGCAUAUUUUGGAUGCAAAUAUUUCACCUCUCCUAGCAGAUGACAAGAUUAUUGCUCAACUUCCAGAGACAUUUCUGGUGAGCUGUGAGCAUGAUAUCCUCCGGGAUGAUGCCUUGCUGUACAAGAAGCGCUUGGAAGACCAGGGGGUCCCUGUGACCUGGUACCACGCAGAGGAUGGCUUUCAUGGAUGCAUCAGUUUGUUUGAUAAGGAGCCUUUCUCUUUCCCCUGCUCCAUAAAUAUUUUAAAUGCUGUCAUCAGUUACAUUAAGGGUGUGUGA
Messenger RNA from Grammomys surdaster, 1224 nucleotides. RefSeq names its product arylacetamide deacetylase-like 4. NCBI's taxonomy places the organism in Eukaryota, Metazoa, Chordata, Mammalia, Rodentia, Muridae. Gene Ontology annotation, molecular function: carboxylic ester hydrolase activity. Bases 1 to 1224 code for a protein of 407 amino acids. The record is from RefSeq and is a predicted model, not a curated record. The transcript is spliced from 4 exons. Gene Ontology annotation, cellular component: membrane.